Messenger RNA from Colias croceus (clouded yellow), 1351 nucleotides. It is a transcript of the gene mms4, whose product is annotated as crossover junction endonuclease EME1. Gene Ontology annotation, cellular component: nucleus; Holliday junction resolvase complex. The coding region runs from base 116 to 1240 and encodes 374 amino acids. Lineage: Eukaryota; Metazoa; Arthropoda; Insecta; Lepidoptera; Pieridae. The transcript is spliced from 10 exons. The record is from RefSeq and is a predicted model, not a curated record. Gene Ontology annotation, biological process: resolution of meiotic recombination intermediates; replication fork processing; double-strand break repair.
CGCGGCAGCCGGUUUGGUUUUUAAAUAAUUUGAAUUUUGGUGAUUUUAAUUGAAUAGUCAAGUUUUAAAUGAUUAAAAAUAUUAUUUUAUAUCUUUAUAGACCUUUUAUGACAAUAUGAGUGCUCUUACGAUAGACUUGUCCUAUGAAAGUGAUGAUUUAGACGAACUACCAGAAUUAAAUCUUGUUACGAAAAGACAGAGUCAAUCAGGGCCAUCUCAAUCUACUACUUCUGCAUCACAGAGCUCAACAAAAUCAGAUAAACCAACAUCACAAAAAAGAAAAGGUGUUAAGAGAAAAGCGACAGAUGGCCAAUCAGCAAAACAAGCACAGAAAAUAUAUAGACCUGGAGAAUGUAUGAAGCACAUGCUCCUAGAAAUGCACCCGAACCUUCUAGAAGCUUGGUACUGUGCAGAUGUAUCUCGCGAGAUAUCCGCCACGGGGGCGAAAGUUCGUACCAACGCUGCACUGUGUGAUGUUAGACUUGUGUUGUGGAGUAGAGUCGGGGAAGCUAAGCUAGCUAGUACGGAGGGAGUGGUGGGUCUAACAACAACAAAAGAGCCUUGUAACCAUGGUCUUUACGUAACUCCUCUACAAGAAAUAGAAGACCAUAUAAUAGGAAAAACGCUUUCUCAGCAUAUGCUGUCCGCUGCUGGGUUCGCUGGCUGCAAGCUGACUCUUGUGCUGUUUAAUGUUAAAGAUUAUUUUAAAAACAAAGGACGUAAAACGAACAACAGUAACAAGAAAAUUAUAGAACCUAUUCAUUUAGAAAUGGCUCUUACUGAUCUACUAGUAACAGCUAACUGUGACACAAUAACUGUGAACACUCCAAACGAACUUGCUCUAACAUUGGUACAAUUCACUAAGGCUAUAGCGGAAGCACCUUAUAAGAAAGCAAAACGAGCAUAUGAUGAACAAGCAGAUUUCUACAUGAGAGGAGAUAAUAAGAAAUGCGUGGCCGUUUCUAAACAAGGUGACGGUGUAGGCGCGUUAUGGCAACAAAUGUUAGCAGUGUUGCCAAUGUCUAGUCUAGAAACUGCGAGAGCGAUCUGCGGGAAAUACAAAACGCCAAAGGCUUUGUAUGAGGCUCAAAAACAAGCAAACAGUAUAAACACGCUAGCGGAUUUGGGUGUGUCUAGAUCAGCUGUCCCCGGGUCUAAAGCAAGACGAGUUGGCAAUGAGUUUGCGAGGAAAUUACAAAUUUUGUUCACAGCUGACGACGGGAAUGUGUUGGUUGAGUGAUGGCAACAUUAUAGACUAAGGGCGGCCGUACACGGACCGCUUCAAGCAGUUUAGGCCGAUGACUUGAAGCCGCGACCGCGCGGUGAACUAAAGACAUUCAUUCACUGCCCU